AAAGCAAAGAUUUAUAAUCAUAUCAUAUAUGAGGGUUCAAGCAAUGUGCAAACAGAACAAGGUGAAUCCAAUGACAGAAUAAAAACCAAAACCAGAAGUAAGAACCAGUCAAACCAAUAAGCAGAGACAAGGCUCAGAAAUGUCACACAGACUUCACAAAGAGUGUUUGAACAGUAUACUGUGUAGGAAUGAUAUGAGAGACAGAUGUGCCUGACCACCUGUCUUGUUUGGUUCUUACAAGCAGGCAGAGAUGCUGAUGUGACAAUAAAUAAAUUAAUUAGCCUAUAAAUCAACUAAAUAAACUCAGCAAAAAAAAAAAAAAAAGUCCUCUCACAUUCAACUGCUUUUAUUUCCAGCAAAUUUCUUAACAUGUGUAAAUAUUUGUAUUAACAUAAAAAGAUUCAACAACUGAGACAUAAACUGAACAAGUUUCACAGACAUUUGACGAAGAGAAAUGGAAUAAUGAGUCCCUGAACAAAGGGGGGGUCAAUAUUUAAAGUAACAGUCAGUAUGUGGUGUAACCUCCAGCUGCUUUAAGUACUACAGUGCAUCUCAUCCUCAUGGACUGCACCAGAUUUGUCAGUUCUUGCUGUGAGAUGUUCCCCCACUCUUCCACCACUCUAUGAUCCACUAAGGACCUACAUUAUAUGACCCAUUGUAAUUGCUGCACAUUGUUUACCAAAUGAGCAAAUAACUAUGCUGACUUUGGGUGUUGCACUUUUUUUUUUUAUUGGAAUUACUAUUUUUUCACUAGAAUCCUGAUCACCUUGUGCUACUUUAUUUACAGUCCCACCCUUGUGCUGUGAGGUGUGGAGAGCAUCAAAACACAGGUUCUAAAGGUCCCAAAGCGACCUUAUGCAUGUAAUAGUCUUUGUGCACCAAAGAAGAUAUAAACUCAAAGAAUUUAAAUCAUUUUUGCAUGCCAUGAUAGACAAUCGAGCUCUCUCUGAAUGAGGACAAACGUUUAUCUUAAUCCCUUUACUCAGAAUACAAAGUUAGUCACUUCUCUUUUGCUUUCUGUUUUUGUCUUUUUCAUGAAAUGUUUGUUCUUUGUCCCAGGAGAAAAGAAUAUCAGGGGCAAAAUGGAUCCACCCAAUGGUUUGAAUCGACCAUUGGACAUUGUGCCAAAUACUGAUGAGAAGAUGAAGGACAGAGGCCAGUGGAGCAACAAGCUGGAGUUUGUGCUCUCUGUAGCUGGAGAAAUUAUUGGACUAGGCAAUGUGUGGCGCUUCCCUUACCUCUGUUAUAAAAAUGGAGGAGGUGCUUUCUUCAUCCCUUACCUAAUCUUUCUCGCCACUUGUGGAAUCCCUGUGUUCUUUCUCGAGACAGCGCUGGGUCAGUACACCAGUGAGGGAGGAGUUACCUGCUGGAGGAAAAUCAGCCCAUUGUUUGAAGGCAUUGGUUAUGCCACCCAAGUCAUAGUAGCCUUGUUGAAUAUCUACUACAUAAUCGUUUUGGCCUGGGGGAUCUUUUAUCUGUCCUUCUCCUUCUCUUGGGACCUGCCAUGGUCCUCCUGCAACAACACCUGGAACACAGGUGUGCUGGUUUCAAAUCGAUUCAUCAUCCCUUAUUUGACUUUGAGUAAUGUACCACUGUAUGCAACAGUGCAAAUGCAAGUAAUGCAAAAUAAUUUUUAUGAUUGUGUCUUCCUCAGAAUUUUUACUAAUAGCAAAUUAUAUUGUUUAGAUGAAUGCGUGGAAUUUCACCGAAGAAAUGAUUCUAUUGACCAGUGUCAUCUGGAGAAUGCAACUUCCCCAGUUAUUGAAUUUUGGGAGAGAAGAGUCUUACGGAUCUCCUCAGGUAUCGAUGAGAUUGGAGAGCUGCACUGGGACAUGGCCCUCUGCCUGCUUCUUGCUUGGAUCCUUUGUUACUUCUGCAUUUGGAAGGGUGUCAAGUCCACUGGGAAGGUUGUUUAUUUCACUGCAACCUUCCCGUAUGUUAUGCUGCUGAUUCUGCUAAUCAGAGGGAUUACUUUGCCAGGGGCAUCACGAGGCAUCCAGUUUUAUCUUUACCCAGACCUCGGGCGUCUGGCAGACCCACAGGUAUGGAUGGAUGCAGGAACGCAAAUUUUCUUCUCUUAUGCUAUUUGUCUGGGCUGCUUGACAGCACUGGGCAGCUACAAUAAAUACAACAACAACUGCUACAGAGAUUGCGUGGCUUUAUGCUUCCUGAACAGUGGUACAAGUUUUGUAGCUGGAUUUGCUAUUUUUUCUAUCCUGGGUUUCAUGUCUUUCGAGCAGAAUGUCCCUAUUUCAGAGGUAGCAGAAUCAGGCCCUGGGUUGGCUUUUAUUGCUUAUCCACGUGCGGUUUCCAUGAUGCCUUUCUCUCCUCUAUGGGCCUGUUUCUUCUUCAUUAUGAUUGUGCUGCUCGGCCUGGACAGUCAGUUCGUCUGUGUGGAGAGUCUGGUGACGGCGAUAGUUGACAUGUACCCGUCAGUGUUCCGUCGUAAAAACCGUCGAGAACUCCUCAUCCUUGCUGUGGCCUUCCUUUCCUUUCUCAUGGGAUUGAUCAUGCUGACAGAGGGUGGAAUGUAUGUCUUCCAGCUGUUUGACUACUAUGCAGCAAGUGGGAUGUGCCUCCUCUUUGUUGGCAUUUUUGAGACUAUAUGCAUUGCCUGGAUUUAUGGUGCUGAUCGUUUUUAUGACAAUAUUGAGGACAUGAUUGGUUAUCGACCUGGACCUUACAUUAAGUACUGCUGGUUGUUCCUGACUCCAGCCACCUGUUUUGGCACCUUUGCUUUCUCUUUGAUCAAAUAUACCCCACUAAAAUACAACAAUGAGUAUGUGUAUCCAUGGUGGGGUUAUGCACUGGGCUGGCUUCUAGCUUUGUCGUCCAUGGUCUGUAUCCCUCUAUGGAUCGUGUAUAAGAUGGGCACUGCGGAAGGAACACUAAGAGAGAGAUUCCAUGAGCUGACCACACCAUCCCCUGAUCUGCCCAUAACACGACAGGAGCAGGAAAAACUACAGGUUAUCUUUGCUGCUGAUAGGGAAGGUGUUCCCCUGAGAAAAGCUUCUACCAAGGCUGGAUACUUUCCUGUCAGUGAGAAGGAAUCGCAAUGCUGAAUUAUUUAAUGGCAAGAGACACUAUGGACCACUAUUUUUCUAUAAAAGUGGUCCUUGGAACCCUUACAUUAAUACCUCACACUGCUGACGACAGUCAAAUAGUACCAAACAGAGGGGAUAUGAAAUCCGGAUCUUAGAAAAAGCUAUGUUGCCCUCUAUGGGCACCUUUUUGAUUGACAUCUAUUUUCUCCAGAGGUGUGGGCCAUUUUCCUGUUAAUCCACUGCAUCUACUGCAAACCUGAACAGGAUAAAUCAGUUACUGAAGAUGAAGGAAUGAAUAAAGGUUCCCUACUACUUUUAGAUUUAAACCUGGGCAUAGGGAUGAGGGGCAUUGAGUUAUUGACAAAGACUGAAUGUGGUUCAACAUUUUCCAUAUUUUUUGGUAGAUAUAUUUUUUUUAGGGGGUAUUUUCCCCCUUUUUCUAGCACUGUCUAUAUUUUGGAGUCUGGCUGUUUAACAUAAUUGGUUGUUCCUAAAAAUGUGUAAUAAAAUAGACACGUAUACGCCACAAAUUGUGUCAUAAACUGACAAGAUUUUGUAUUAAAUAUAUUAUAUAUAAUAUAACAUUUCAUUUCAAUGCAGAAUUCAAUAUUGUUGCCAAAUUUAACAUAGGUCUAGGUAUGUGUGGCUGUGUUUUAUUAUUAUUGCAUGUUAAACCACUACACAAUCUAUUUGUGUCUUUAUAAUUGGAAUUCACUUUACAGUAGGAGUUCACUAAAGGACAGAAAGCUUUAUGAUAUUUCAAAUUGAACAUAAAAACACAAUGGAAUUCACCCACACGAAUGUGCUGGAAUUGGCAUAAAAGACCCAAAUGGCCAGUCAUCAUUUUAUUUUCAAUUUGUAUAUCCCAGAAUUUUCCCAGUGAUACAGAUUUACACAAUACAGUGCAGUCCACUUUAGAACACAAAAUAUGUUGUGGUACUUGUAAUCAGUAAUACAAGUGCAAUCUUAUUACAUGAGCAAAGUUGUAAACUGAACAAACCAGACACUAAUUGAUUAUUCAUUUAUUAAUGAACAAUUAAUUGUUAAUUAAACUAUUAAUUCUAAGCCACAAAUCUUCAUUAAAACAAGU
Ictalurus furcatus (blue catfish) is the source of this 4134-nucleotide messenger RNA. It is a transcript of the gene slc6a13, whose product is annotated as solute carrier family 6 member 13. Gene Ontology annotation, cellular component: membrane. Lineage: Eukaryota; Metazoa; Chordata; Actinopteri; Siluriformes; Ictaluridae. The transcript has 13 exons. The record is from RefSeq and is a predicted model, not a curated record. Gene Ontology annotation, biological process: sodium ion transmembrane transport. The coding region runs from base 951 to 3062 and encodes 703 amino acids.